Molecule: messenger RNA, 237 nt
Organism: Babesia ovata
Lineage: Eukaryota; Apicomplexa; Aconoidasida; Piroplasmida; Babesiidae
Exons: 1
Coding region: 1-237 (78 amino acids)
Source: RefSeq, a predicted model, not a curated record
AUGAACUAUCCGUGCUGUGACGAAUGCGAAGCUGAAUUCCACGACGACUACGGAACGGAAAGUGACCUAUACGAAUCGUCUGAUAGGGAGGACGAAACGGAGACCGAAAGUGAAUAUGAAGAAUCCACCGACAUUGAUGGAGCUGAGACCGACACCGGCGGUGAAGGUGACAGCGACAAUGCACAAGAUGACGACGAUUUCUACGAUGAACCACAAAACGCUAAUAAUAAUGAGUAA